AUGGCGCUGCUACAACAUGGAAAUCAAAAGGUCAGAUUUCUGGCAGCCCCUGCAGCUGCGAGUGAUCGACUUUGUCCAUACGUCGAUUACAUCGCUAGAAAAGAACACAUUUAUCAGUUCGCCGGCUUGGAAGUGGAUUUCUUUGGAAGCGGAAGUGGAUUUCUUUUUCUUUGGAAGCAAAUUUGGGAAAGAUUAUGCCCGUAUUCAGUAAACCGAUGCGGGAGUAUCUGGAAAGAUUACACUGUGGCUGUGAAUACGCAUGGUUCCGAAAAUGGUGGAGCAACAGAAAAUUUUCACAAAAGACUGCCCAAGGAGACGUGUAUCAGAUCGGAGAUUUCUCACGGGCCAACGAUAAACGCGAUAAAACCGAAAUGUAUCUUCCCGUUGACUGCGCAGUUGACCCCUUUCCAAGGAGUGUUGCUUCUAUCGAUUUCAGCCAGGAAAGCUUUACGGUUAACGAAGAUAAAUCCAAACAAUUUGCGCACCGGCUGUGCCACUGACAGCGGAGGUUCCGAGGACUCGUAUCCCGAAUUCUCCACGGAACCACUGGGUCCAGAAGAAACAGCGGUGUUGUUUUCAGCUGGAUGUGGCUACCGUUUCUUCAUUGGUGCCCCGUAUAAGGUCUACGAUUUUGUGGACACUUGCAUGAAGAAGACAAACUUUAGCGACCCUCGUGUGGACAGAGUGCGCCAAGUCUCCCUAUCCAUUGCGGAAAUUACCGCCGCGACAUUAUACAUCGCACCUUAUGGAAAUCGCACAUCGUUGACCUUUAACGAUCUUGCCCCCAUACGCAGGCAGGUAAUCCGGUUCAGGGUAUCAGUUUGCAGCGGCUCUCGACCAACCAAAGCCCUCGCGUUACUUCGCUUGACGAACCUGUUAGAGUACGUGAUAGAAAGAUGCAAUGACUUGGACGUGAAAAAGAAUGAUUUCCAGCAUUCCUUGAAAUUGCGUGUGAUUUUGUUCUCGGGUGUGACCAUCCGCACGCUGGAGACGGAUACGUUUACCAAUUUACCGGCGCUUAAGGUGCUGUCGCUGGAGCGCAGUACGAAUGAGUACGACGCGUUCACUGAACAGCAACGGGAUUACUUAUUUAGUGAGAAUACACUGUAGCUGUGAAUGGGCGUGGUAUCGGCAUUGGUGGACGAACAAUGCGUCGCUGCUGCGGGAAGUGAAUUCUGGUGGCGCCUGGGCCUUUUAUGGUUCGCUCGGUAAUAUACGCUGCCGUCGAAUGGACAUCUAUACGAGGAGGAGCUACCUUGGCCCGAUCAAAGGCGCGAACACGACCAUAAUCCGAUCACUGUGCCCGCAUGUGUGUACAACGCCCAACCACCCAGGUUGGCAGUAAACUGAAUCACUGUGCCUGCACAUACGCAAAACGGCCAACCACCCACAUCGGCACCAACUUUGACACAUCGCUAUGGCCGCCAUUUUUAAAAAAACGAAAAAUUCAUUUUGUUAUUAAGCCAUAUUUGUUAUUAUAAUAUAUUAAACGAAAAACCCAUUUAUUAAAAAAUACGAAAUUUUUGCUAAAAUUUAUUAAUAACUUUGCUGCCGUGGCUGGGUGAACUGCCAUGUUUCACGCGCGGGCGGGCAAGUGGUUAACGUCGCUGCCAACCUGGUGGUUUGGCGUUGUGCAUACACGCGGGCACAGUGAUCGGAUUAUGGUCAUGUUUGCGCCUUUGAUCGGGCCAAGGUAGCCGCUCCUCCUCGUAUGCCAAUUGAUUGCGCCGUUGCCAUUCCCGAAGCAGAGAAAUAUGUUAACCAAAGCCAAAUCGAAUACUCAGUGAACGUGCAAACUUGUUCAAAUUAAUGCAGCAAUUUGCAAAGGCCAGCGUAAAAUAGUGGACCAAAGCCGAUCUCUGGUAUUCGCUACCGAAUCGUCAGAAAUUCCACGGUGAAUAAAUUCCGUUGCCUGUUUGUGCAUUUAAACAUUUGAUAGUAAC
Molecule: messenger RNA, 1943 nt
Organism: Paramacrobiotus metropolitanus
Lineage: Eukaryota; Metazoa; Tardigrada; Eutardigrada; Parachela; Macrobiotidae
Exons: 3
Coding region: 1-1110 (369 amino acids)
Source: RefSeq, a predicted model, not a curated record